CAACUGAACUCAUGCCACUUCGGUUAAACGUCGUAAGAAUAGUUAGAGAAGUCUACUGCUUUUUGUGAUGCAACUUUUGAAACUUUGAAAUCAACCAGCUGAAUUUCCGACACUGAAAAGUCUGCACACUGAAAGGCAAGUCUUUUCAUUCUGUGGUACUAUUUGAGUCAUGCACUCAGAUCGGCAGAUAGCAGCACUCGGGCGGCCUCUCCAUCCUGGGAUGCUCUACAACGCUCGCAACGACACCAUCAUUCCAGGUGUGACACUAUGGUCUGAUGAAGACAUGCAAAAGGUCAUGAGAAUCAAAGGACAUCAGAACACGUCCUUCGAUGUGACAGCAUCCGACUCCAUGAGACAGAAAAGCAAAUUCCUUGAAAUCAGUGCCUCUUUAAAAGGAAGCUUCUUGCUGGGACUAGUGAGUAUUGAAGGCUCAGCUAGUUUUCUGAAUGACAGACUUUCUUCGACCCGCCAGUGCAGGGUGACAAUGCAAUACAAGGAGACCACACAAUUCAAAGAACUCAUUGCCACCGACAUGGAGAUCAAGCAUCCGGAGAUCUUUGAGAGGAAUGAGGCCACGCACGUGGUUACUGCAGUGCUCUACGGCGCCGAGGCCUUCAUGGUUUUUGACCAGAUGGCCUCCGACUAUCAGGAGAAAAAAGAAAUCAAAGGCACCCUGAAGGCAAUGAUCAAUAAAAUUCCCCUGCUUCAGUUGUCAGGUGAGGGAAAAGUGGCCAUGACUGAGGAGGACAAACGCAAGGCACGAAAGUUCAGCUGCAAGUUUCACGGCGACUUCAAACUGAAAGAGAACCCCUCAUCAUUCGAAGAGGCUGUGAUUGUGUACAAGCACCUUCCUUCCCUGCUGGGGCAGAAAGGAGAGGCUGCCGUGCCCAUGAGGGUCUGGCUGUACCCCCUGAACAACCUGGAACCAAAGGCCGCCAAGCUAGUGCGAGACAUCAAUGCGUCCGCGGUGUCAAUGCUUGAGUUGAUUUUAGAGCACCUCCAUGAGGCUAAAAUGAGAGCACGUGACCUGAUUAAGCUGAGCAAGAACAUGAGCCUAACAGUGCUCCGAGACAAACUGGAGAGCUUCCAGAACAUGCGUGCAGAGUACACCAUCAUCUUUAAACGGAAACUGAAGGGGGUGCUGCCGGAGAUCAGAGGGGGGACAGUUGCCGAGACGGCCUUCACCGACAUCCUGAGGUUCCACGAAGAGUCGUCCUUCUCCAAGAUAAAAAUGAGGGAGUGGCUCAACGAGAAAGAAACUGAAAUCACCAUCGUCCAGUCUUACAUCAGCCUACUCGGCAGCACCUCACUGGUGCCACCAGGCCCAGAGCUGGACAAAGUCCUGUAUCAUCCGAAAGUGGACACGGUGGUCAUGUUCAGCUUCACCUCGCUGGAGUACCCUGAACCGUACCUCUCCAACCUAGAAGGGUGCCUGAACUGUGAGGACUUUGCCAAAAUGGCCGACGUGAACGUUGCUCUACAGAAGACAUUCUCGAAGAACACUGUGCCCUGGUAUGAGUAUCCGGGAGCCAUUCCAGCCUUGCGCUCCUGCUGCCCGAUCUUCCUGGGGGUGAAGGCCCGAUGUGCGAGGAAUCCUUUGCAUGCGGCGCUGAUCAGCUACGUAACAGAUGCCUCUCACCCGGGAUCCUCUCUCCGCGUCUACAAGAAUGGGAAGUGCAUAAACCCCCACCUGAAACCGCCAGAGAAGCACGAGGAGUGUGAGAUGGCGGUUAGUGAAGGCGAUGGGUUAACAAGCCACCAGAGAGAAGGGAGCGCCACUAAAGAACAGGAGGAUCUUCUGAGCUUUGAUGAUUAAAGGAAAAACUAGAUUAUUUAAAGUGUCCAAUGGUCGGCUAAUGAUCACAUCUCCUUGAGGCCAGCAGAUACAGACCAAAGGAAUGAUGGGGCUUUGAGCAUAUUUGAGAGUGCAGCAUACCUAUGGCAUGUAAAUGGAUACUAUCUAGUUUUACAUGGAAUACAAUUGUAGAAUAUACCCAAAUACAGUAUUUGCUGAUAAUGUUCCUGAUUGCUUGCAGGCAUUUAACUUGCCAUUGCCUGAUUAUUGUUGACUAUUGUUGGAUGGAGAUCAAGGGGAAGAAUAUUUCAGAACAUACAAGCUUGAACUUCCACAUAAUUUUUAUAUGUUUAAAGAGUACCGGUAAUUAUGUUGUUUAAUGCCAGUUGUCUAUUUGCUUGUCUAUUAUGUUCUUGUAAUGGUUAAAAUGAUUAUGUUUUUUCUAGGCACUUUGACCAUUCAAAAUGUGUGAAGUGGUUCAUGACAGCAAUACAUAAACAUGAGUGCCGCCCAGUGGCUCAUAGUGGAUAUUGCAAAUUAUUUGGGUCUGCAUUUAAUAAUUCUGUUUCUCUGUAUUUUGAAAAGAACAAGAACAAGAAAAAUAAUAAAAUAACCACUGGCUUAA
Alosa sapidissima (American shad) is the source of this 2420-nucleotide messenger RNA. RefSeq names its product stonustoxin subunit alpha-like. Bases 170 to 1816 code for a protein of 548 amino acids. The record is from RefSeq and is a predicted model, not a curated record. The transcript has 3 exons. NCBI's taxonomy places the organism in Eukaryota, Metazoa, Chordata, Actinopteri, Clupeiformes, Clupeidae.